AUGCGAGAACGGGAGAUCACGAUGCGAGAACGGGAGAUCACGAUGCGAGAACGGGAGAUCACGAUGCGAGAACGGGAGAUCACGAUGCGAAAACGGGAGAUCGCGAUGCGAGAACGGGAGAUCACGAUGCGAGAACGGGAGAUCACGAUGCGAGAACGGGAGAUCACGAUGCGAGAACGGGAGAUCACGAAGCGAGAACGGGAGAUCACGAUGGAGAGCACGAUGCGAGAAAGGGAGGUAACGAUACGAGAAUGGGAGAUCACGAUGCGAGAAAGGGAGAUCACGAUGUCAGAAAGGGAGAUCACGAUGUCAGAAAGGGAGAUCACGAUGCGAGAACUACGGGAGGUCACGAUACGAGAAUGGGAGAUCACAAUGUUUGAACGCGAGAUCACGAUGCGAAAACGGGAGAUCACGAUGCGAGAACGGCAGAUCACGAUGCGAGAACGGGAGAUCACGAUGCGAGAACGGGAGAUCACGAUGCGAGAAAGGGAGAUCACGAUGCGAGAACGGGAAAUCACGAUGCGAGAACGGGAGAUCACGAAGCGAGAACGGGAGAUCACGAUAUGA
Molecule: messenger RNA, 567 nt
Organism: Dreissena polymorpha
Lineage: Eukaryota; Metazoa; Mollusca; Bivalvia; Myida; Dreissenidae
Exons: 3
Coding region: 1-567 (188 amino acids)
Source: RefSeq, a predicted model, not a curated record